Molecule: messenger RNA, 936 nt
Organism: Phragmites australis (common reed)
Lineage: Eukaryota; Viridiplantae; Streptophyta; Magnoliopsida; Poales; Poaceae
Exons: 1
Coding region: 1-936 (311 amino acids)
Source: RefSeq, a predicted model, not a curated record
AUGGACGACCAUGUCGACGCCGCCCCUACUGCCACUCCUGACGUUCAAUGGUGGUGCCUUGAUGUCAUUGUUCUCCAAUGGAUCCACAACUCCAUCUCCGCGGAUGUCCUGGAGACCGUCAUGCCCAACAAGGAAGACCCCACUGCCGCCGAUGUUUGGGCCGCCAUCGACUCCCUGUUCCGCAAUAACAUGGAGAGUCGCGCGCUGUACCUUGAGGUGGAAUUCAAGAAUUUCGUCCAAGGGGACAUGACGAUCAGCUACUACUGCCAAAAGAUGAAAACCAUGGCAGAUGCUCUUGCUGACGUCGGCCAGCCUGUCACCGACAAGGCGCUUGUUCUCAAUCUCUUGCUAGGUUUGAACGAGCAGUUCGCUCAUCUUUGGCCUAUUUUUGGCAUGCAGAGCCCCUACCCUACAUUCAUUAACGUGCGCACGACACUACUGCUUGAGGAAAUCCAGAAGAACGCCGACACCUCCCGAGCCACGAUGCUCAUCUCCGGGCACCUCCGCGCACAAGGGCUCGGGACAGAGCAGCCAGGGCAACUCUGGCACGCCCGGUGCACCGCAAGCGUCCCAGCGCGCCCCAUCCUCCGCCGCCUCUUCGGCAGCACCUCCAACAACCGCCGAAACUCCAACAACAAUCAACGCAACAGCGAAAACCGCAGCGGGUACGGCAACAACGCCGGCCAGUGUGAUGGUGGCAACCGCGACAGUGGUAAUCGCGGCGCCCCUCCGCAAUGGCCGACGAUGUACAACCCAUGGACGAGCUCUUUUCAAGUUUGGUCCGGUGCCGCUCCAGGGCAGCCCGGCCAGGGCCUUCUCAGACCGUGCCCUCCCAUGCAGAUGCGCCAACAGGCUCUCGCCAUGCAGCACGUCGUGCCUCCACUGCCACCUAUGCCUGUUCCACAGCCCGGUGUUGUGCCUGGUUGGAGCACGUGA